GAUAAUGACUAAUGUGUAUCAAAUAAGAAAACGGUAAAGUUAUGUAAAGAAUAAUUUGAUUUAACUAAAAUAUUCUAGUUUCAAAAUCUCGCAUUGGUGUGAAUUAUAUAGAUUGACCUCAAGGUCAACUUCCCAACAGCAGACGUCGCUUCCGCAUUGGGCGAAGGAGAAAAUGUAUUUCUGCUGGUGGUUUAAAGAUUACUGAUCUGUUUUGUCAAAGGAUAAUGGUCUUUGGAACAAGGGCGAUGGAUACUUGCCGUGAGACAAAAUCUCGACAUGCUGUUUUUGAGAAGAUGGAGAAACUGGUUAAAGAAAUGCAGCAAUCGAAGUCGGGUGUCCCUGUUCGCACCCAGACAAGGUUUCUCGCUUCCAUUCCUUCUGUUUUCAGUGGGAGUGACUUAAUUCACUGGCUGUCUAAUCGCCUGAAGAUCAGUGAAGAGGAACACACGGAGGCCGUGAAGUUGGCUGUUCUUUUGUGCCAUUAUGGAUACAUCUUUCCUGUUGCCGAUUCACGAAACCUAACAGUGAAGGAGGAUGCAUCUUUGUAUCGAUUUCAGAAUCCUACCUACUGGCCUUCUCAAAAUAUGGAGCCUGAUAAUGUUUCUUAUGCAAUUCAUUUAGUGAAACGUAACUCUCGAAACAAGCAAAAGCAUGGCCUUGAUGAUUAUGAACAGGCUAGUUUAGCAAAGCUGAAUACGAUGCUAUGUGAUAAGUGGGACUUCAUUGUCACUCAGGCUCAAGCCCAAGUAAAAAUUGCCAAAGAAAGAAAAAGAACGGAUAAAGCGAUUUUGGACAGUCAGGAGCGAGCUUUCUGGAGAAUACACAGGCCUCCACCUGGGAGCAUCAAAACAUUGGAUGAAGGUUCGAAAAGAAAUUUUCAACCUAUGCAAAUGGCUGCAAGACGCAGGAAAAAUAAAGAUCUACUUCAAAAAGAGCUUCAGUAUUUACGACAUGCCAUCACCAUAUGUCGAGUGAAAACCUCAAAAGCUAUUGAAGGCUUGAAGAAUUUCACAGAUCUGCACCAUGAACUGGAUCCGAUGGUGACACCCCCACUACCUUCAAAUCCCUGGAUAUCUGAUGAUACAACUUUCUUUGAAAUAUGCGAAGACAGCACUGAAAUUCCAACAGAACAACGGGUAAAGAAAUGGUCCUACAGUUUGAGAGCAUUACUUGCAGAUCCAAGAGGGAAAACUGAGUUUGAGAACUUUCUAAAGAAAGAGUACAGUCAUGAAAAUUUCCGUUUCUGGAAGGCUUGUGAAGACUUGAAGUUCUGCCCCCAGUCUGGGUUACCGGCCUGUAUACAGAAAAUAGCCGAAGAGUUCCUCACCCCUGGAUCACAUCAUGAAGUUAACAUUGACAGCAAGUGUAGCGAAGAGGUUCAAAGAAACAUGAAAUUGGCAAAGCCAAGCAGGUUCACUUUUGACAGAGCCCAAGAGCAAGUAUUUUCUCUCAUGAAAAAGGAUACUUAUCAGCGCUUUUUACGGUCUGAACAGUAUAAACACUUGCUCGCUAAUGCUGUUCAACCAGGAGGGAAGAAAAAGUUCUUCAGUUUUGGAUCAAGAAAGAAAAACACACUUACCCCAAGUCCGAAGCCAAAGCGCAGAGGCAGUGCUAGUAAUGAUGGGGACGGGGAGAACCAAACAGUGGCACAUCAUUCCUACAGCACAGGGAAUUUGCGAGACUUGGAUGACAAAUCCACUGUUAUGUUACGGAGAGAUGCUAAUUCAUCAGAUAGCAGUUUGGCAAGGUGUGACACCUCACCAAACAUGGUUGGCAGACGCAGUCUGCGCUCCCCCCAAGAAAGUCCACGGAAGAGCAAACAACUAGAAGUUCCCAAGCACACCUCAGUGCAUGUGGCUGACUCAAGCAAGGGAGAAGGAACGUCUUGCCUAGCUAUUGCUGUACCCAGUAAAACCAAUGUCGUUGCCCCCUGGGAAGGUGUAGAUUGAUGAUGAGGCACACGCUGCCUUAGUAGAUUGUCUUAUUGCACAGCAUAUGGGCUACUGUGGUUCAUAACAUUCUCCUUGAUUACUUCUUCACGCGCAUGUUUUUUUUUUCCCCACAAAAAUUGAUGCACCUGAAUGUUUUCACGAGCUAAUGCAAGGCACUCCAUUGUACUCUUUUUAAUCAGUAUCAUUGCCAGUUCUUAUAUUGUUGUUUCAGAACCUAGAAAGUACAGAGUAUCUUGAGUGUGAAAAACAUUUUCCUGCUCACAGGCUUGUGGUGGUGAAAAGAUGAACAAAGAUUAUCAGCACAUUGUUUUAUGUUAUAAAUUUUGUAUAUAAAGUACAUUUCCUUUCUUCUUUUCUGAAUUUAGCCAGUGGCUUAACUUUGGCAUAAAUGCAGAGCACUAUUAAGUUUAGAAUUGAAGAAGCUGAAAAGAUGUAAGACAAACAUUCUGAAAAAAAAAGGACUACUUGAAUUGAAAUAAAUACACUCAGAAAUUUAAUAGGCCUAUUCACGUCUCUGAUACUGAACUGUACUCGAUGAAUUUGCAGUCUAACCAGCAUUAGAAUAUAGAUGUCAAGACUGGUGGUUUUGUAGCUUGUACUGAUAAAUUUACCACAGUUGCUGUUGUUUGCCUUUGCAAGGGCACUGUCAUGUUCUGUGUUCGACCUGUGGCUUAUAGACGGCUAUUUGCACGUGUGCAUGGCAGGGUCACAGCAUUAGAUUCUACUGGCAUUUGCCAUUUGCUGCCAUGGCUGUUCUGAUUCCUGUAGAGCAUUGCUCUGGGCUGUUUUAUUUCUUAAAACCAUUUUUCUUCAUUCCUGAUAUUAUUAAUGAAGACUGAUAGAAGAAAAAUUUUAGGUGAAAGAAAGUCACUCUCUGGAAAAAAAUUAAGAUGAAAAAUUGAUGCAUUGCUGUACAUAUAGCUGCAGCUGGACUCUUACAUUGGAUUUAUUAUUUUUAAUAUGACAGAACUUUCUCUAUAGUGCAGUGGCCAAGCGAGGCCUACAAUCAUGCAAAUUUACUUUUUCACUAGUCAUGGAAAAUGGAUUCUCUAUGUAUACAUAAUGCUCAUGAAUAUAUUUACAUAAUAUGUACAUCUGUAUGUUCACUUAAAAAAAUAUUUUACCAGAGAUUAUGUUGACGUUCAUGUUUCUCUUUUUAACAUUAAAUCUUACGGGUAAACUCCAGAACUUGAUGUUAAAGUAAGAGAUUUUUAUUUUUGUUUUAUUCUCUUUCUGACACCAUAAAAGGAUACACUUGAGUCUUUCUAUUGAUGGAAUCAAGAAAUAUCUUUUUCAUGUCCAUUCCUUGAUGAGGCAAGCUAUUCUGUGCAUAUCAAGGGCGUACGUAUCUAGUUACAUUCACUGCAAAAGACAGGGUUGUACUUGUCCUCCAUCUUCUCACAGCAAAGUGAAGUUUUUGGGUUCUCGCAAACCUGUUUGUGUGGUUUUUUAAUAUGUCUGCCAUCACAUGAUCUGAAUGUUUAUUGACAAUAACUUUGUGUGUAGUUACAGUAUUUUUCUCAUUAUUUUAACAUUUUCCUUGCUCUUCUAGUACUGGGUGGUGGCUGAGAGGGGUCAGUAACAUGUUUCUUUAGUUUGCUAAAAUUUUGAAGAGUUUUUUUCUCUAUUUUUCCAUUAUUAGUUCAUUUUUUAAUGCAUAUGUGUUGUGAAUUAUUCUGUCAGAACAACUUAUUGUCUAAGCAGCUUAGGAUUGUUUCAUUUUUUAUGGGUUUUUCUUUUUCUUUUUGAAGAAUGGAACUUACUAGUAUUAAAUUUCACUCUAUUGAACAUGUAGAAGUAGGGAGUUGUAAAAACUUGAACUGCUCUAGAUAGUUUGUUAUAUUAGGAAGGAAUCAUUCCUCAGCAGUCAUAGCAAAAUGUAUUGGGUUCUAACUGGAACAUCACCACAGCCUGGAAGAAUGACUGUAUUUCUUUAAGUUCGUUCGUGAACCAAAUCAGUGUGGACUUUCUGUAUGUGUGCUAAGACUGUUGUAUUAAAACUUUUCUAACAUCAGAACAAAUUUGUAGUAAGCAGUUACAUAGAUUGUAUUAAUUUUUCUUUUUAGUUUGUAAGAAUUUCUGACAAAAUUAGGUUCUCUUACAUUUAUCUGGAUUGCAGUGUUUCAAAAGCAGCUAUUUUUCAUUAUAACUACUCAUCAUUUUCAGGCCUCUACUAUGAUUUGUGUGGCUAUGAGCUUAGAAAAUCCUAUAUUGAAUGUAGACUUUUCAGAGAAUGUUAUUUGUGUGAACGGACUUUAAAUAGUAAACUUUUUUCCAUUUCAAUGUAGAAGAAGCUUCACACCAAGCUUUAGAAAACCAACAGCUGAGGAAAACGAAUGAGGAUAAAAGUCUUUUGCCUCUAACGAGACAGCAUUAUUCCUUAUUCUAUUAAGGUUUCAACUUUGGGAUACAUGUUGUUAUUAUGGCAGGCAGCAUUUAAGUUUUUUAAAAAUGAUUUUCUUGAACCUUUGUCUUUUGUAACCCUCUCAGCCAUCACUCAGCUACCACCACCACUUGUUGUUUACCAGUCUACUUCUGAUGCAUGUUCACAUAGUCAAGUUGUUGUUUGGUAAUUCUUGCUAUGUUUGAAAUGGUGUCAUUGAAGUGGCUCUUUCACAAUGAAAAUGCAUCACGGUGCUUCAAAUCGAAUUGUUGAUUUGUCACGAGCUUGGAAGAAAUAUUGAUGACAGCCUCAACAAGACUAUGACUUUUAUUAGAUUGAUGUUGGUGUUUAACUACUUAGAAGACUCCAGUUUCAAAGUGUUCAUGCUAUCAAGCUCAUCUUUGAAAUGCUGUGUUUCUAGUCAUAUUUGUUUAAGUGCAAUUUUUCCUUUUGAAAUAUUAAUGCAACUUUAUGAUGAUGAACAAAACCUGGGUUCCUAGUUAUUUUGAAUGUACAAAAGUUUUUGUUUUAAUUGCCAUUUUCUUUCGAAAGAAAGUGUGAAUGAGUUGGGGAAAGUAAAUCAUAGCAUAUGAGAUAAAUAGUUUAAAUUGGGAAGUUAUAAGAAGCAUUUUUCAGAUGAUGACUUCGUCUUAUGAAAUUUCGGGUGACUGAGGCCUCGUUGAGAGCACAUCUUGCUGAAGAAUGAUAAUAUUGUAAUAUUAUUCAAGUAGUUUACGAUGCCCUUUGGCUGAUAUGCUGUUCUUAUUUGUAAGUAUUCUUUUUUUUCAGCUUUAACAUGUGUACUGUGUUGAGCUAAAUAUAUGACCCACAAUCUCAAAUGUAUUGUUCCUGUAUUGCUUUUUCCCCUUGGUUAUUCAGUGAGACAGAAAGAAAACGUUACUCUUUGUUGUUUUUGUGUUCUCAUGGUGCUAACUUAGUUGUCAAUUAUUUAGACUGCCAGAUGCUGUGAUGUAGUAGUUGAUAGACUUGAGCAUACCUGUUGAACAUUCCCUUACAUUUAUUCUCAUAUUAGUUUUCUACAUCAUGUGCCAUGUGGGACAACAAUUGGUUAAGGGCGAUGAUGCCAUGUUUAUGGCCAAACUAUUUCCUAUCUGCCCACAUCUACAGUAGACCCUGUUUUUACCAGUAUUUAUCUUCUACUGGCAUUUUUCAUGCAUUUAUUUUUUAUAUGUACUCUAUCGACGACGAUAUCAAGGUGAUGGGACCAUUGAGAGUAAUCAAGUGUGCUAUCUUGUGCAUCUGAAAACAAAGAGUUAAAACCAUUUUGCAAAGGCAACCAUUCACAUUUUAGCACAGAUUGUUUUUCUCUCAAGAUCUGUGCAUGGUGUUUGUAACAUCUUAGUCUAUACUCUACGUCACAAGAGGACCUAAGGAAUGAGAAAAGUAUUGUUUUAUAUUUUAGUUCUAUUGACAUUUAUUUUGAAGACGAUUUAUUCACUUUCUAUGGUAAUAGCUGUCUUUUAUCGUAGUUUGAAUCUCUGUAGUUUAGGAAAUAAAAGUUGUAUGGGUUAACAUUAAAUUAUUGACAACUUUUUGUUCUCAAUACGAAUUACCAAUUUUCAUGAAUGUUGUAGUCCUUUUUAAACAAAUACCCGUGGCAUUGGCUUUACCAAUUUAAAAAAAAUUUUUUUUGAUUAUAAGAUUGACUAUGGGUGAGGAGGGUACGUGGUGUUGAUUGCUUUAUGAGAGAUCAGAGUGCAGUUGUCUUCUCUUUUGGUCUGGGGAAUGUCUUGAAUCUAUAGAUAUCUGCUUGUUGGAUUAUCUACUAUAUGAAAGAGAAAGAUGUAUAGUUUGUAAUAAUGCUUUAUUCAACCUGCUUUGUCUUGAGACAUCUUAGCGUCUCAUGAACAAUUGUGAUGACUCGACUGCUUUGUCUCAAAAUGCUUAUAUUAUUAUAUCUCAAUUUCUUGAGCUGCAUUUUUAUUUCAAAUUUUUGUUCCUUUUCUUUCUUUCUUUCCUGUUUGGUUUUUUUUUUUUGGGUUGCUUUUUUGUGUAUGAAUGUAUUCUCUACAACGUUUAAAAAACAAAGGGUUUGAUCUCAGCUCAUCUGAGCUAAGUUUGUUUCUUCAGUACGUCAUACUCAUUCACGUAUUUGAUCCCCAUGUUUCAAUGUACAUAUAUAUAUAUGCAAGCAUCAAUAUAACUAUCUGUGAGUUCCAUUAUUUCCUGAAGUGCAUAUAGUUCAACUUAACUGCAGACUGAAUGAGCUCUCAUACCUUGGUGAUGUAGCAGACCAGCUGUGUUUGUUCCGUACUUUUCUGAACCACUCUGAGAGGAUGACAAGGUCAAAAGUCAACCUCUCAGGCUUUUUUUUUUUUUUUGGAGGAGGGGGCAAAAGUAAAGAAAAGCACAUCACGUCCAACACCCCUCCCCCCCUUUUGAACUGCUUGACUUACUGUCCAACAUCCACCAAGGUCACAGGUAGGUUUUACAGGUACAGGAAAUGGUGUGCUGUAAUUGUGAUGAUGCUUAAAGACGUUGGAAGGGGGGGAGGGGGGGUUGAGUGUACUUUACUGUUACCUUUUUUGCAUCUCAAUGCUGGUUUCCUUUGAUGCUGGUCAACUUUGUGAGGGACAAAAAGUUAUAGUCCAUAUGUGUAAUAAAUAAGGAAACCUUUAUGCUCCUGAUUAGAGGUAACAAUUUUUCUGAAAGGAUUAUUUUCUUCAGUAAUGAUAAUUUUCUAAUAACUACUCUUUCAUAUGCUUCACAUACAUGAGACUGCUGUGAGGCCCCCCAAAAACCACCCCCAAAAAACCACCCCCAAGCGUUGCGAGUAAAAUUCUCUGUGAAAAUGUUAUUUAAACAGCAUUAAAAAAUCUAGUCUCUUUGAUUUGUUCUGCUUUAUUAACCACUCCCUAUGUUAUUUCUUUAAUGUCAAUAUUGCCUUUUUAUUGUAUGAUUUGUUUUAAAGGUUUUUAAUGAUAAAGUCAAAUAGUGAUCUAUAUUCUCUUUAUUUCUUCUUUACAAUUUGCAAGGUGCCAAAUCAGUUAUAUUUAAAUAUCCUGUCAAACCACUGGUCUGAGCCAACAUGGUUCUCACAUACCCCUCCCCCUGGAACUUUGGGGCUAUACCAUGAUUCAGGGCUACUCACCUGGCCAUUGUUAAAGCACAUCAAAGGGUGCCCUUGGGCAAUUUUCUGGCCUCCAGAGGUAUCCACGAUUUGGGGCUGUUCAGAAUUCACAGUUCAUAGGCAGAUCUCUGUGUUAAUCACACUGGAGUGACUUUUUUCCCUAACUCGAGAAAAGAUGUUCCCAGUAGCUUUGCCUUGGGCAAAUUGUUGGUCAAAAGUGCUGUAUGUGGCCAGUUUACACUGUUAAGCCGACUCGCUGAAUCGUGGUGUUCCCAAAUGUUGAUACUUACACCCUUUUGCAGGCUUUUCAAGGACUUCUUGCUUUCUCCUUUUUUUUUUUGUUUACUAUUCUUUUAUUUUAUUUUGUGUUGCAUUUCACUGGAAGACUUAUUUUAAAAUUGGUUCUGACAGAUCUGGUUCCGAGAGUGAAUGGUGCCACAACACAAAUUUGUAUUAUUUAAACCAGGAAACAAAAAAGUAUGAAAUUGAAAGUCAUGUAAAUAAUCAGUGGAUGGACUUUAUCAUAAAUUUUGCAGUAGUUUUUUCCCAAGUCCUAGAUUAAACCCAAAUGAUGGUGUGAUAGAGAAUAUUAUUUGCCUGGUGACAAAUCUGAUGUAUCUCUGUUAAAGACUGACAGAAUUAUUGUUUGCGUUUUGCUAUAUUCUGUAAACGUUUUAUGAAAAAGCCAACUUUUGCUGAGAACACAUGGACACGGAAGCUCACAUGCAUACACUUGUUCUCAAAUAUAGGCCUACUGUGGGUCAAAAUUUUUGUUAAAACUAUGGUGAAGUAUUUUUAUUAACAGCACCAUUUUUUAAAUUUGUCUCUUAGAUAUUGUGACAUUUUUGGCUCAGAAUAUGUUCUUUUUUUUUCCUUCCUUUUUUUCUCCAGCACAUGACUUUCUCUAAAAUUUCAAUUUUUCAGGUUUCAAAAGUCUUUAACUGUACCCUUUCCUUACUAGCUCUUGUACACAGUACUUGAAUCAUCAUAGGUUGGUUACCUCUUCUUUAUGCCAUUCUAUAGUGUUUAGCCAAAAUGACUGACAGAAGGCACUUUUUCUGUUUGUUUGUUUGUUUGUCCACUUAAAGCUUACUUCUUUUCUAUGGUGUUUAAAGGGGUGUGUAUCUUUCUGAGAUGGCUGGAACUAAUGUGAGUUUCACCUAAUUCUGAAGAAACCAAUUUGAAUCAUGAAUAGUUUCAAAGAGUAAAUUUUUAAAGUUUUCUUUUGAAGAGUUAGUUUUUAUUAAGUGGAAAUGUAUUUCAACUUUGUCUCCAGCAAGGAAAAAAAAAGAUGUUGUACUUGAUUCAAUAAAACUUCUCAUUUUUUUAGUGUUACUAUAUUUGGCAAAACAGUGAUAAUUUAGGAUUACGAGAAGAUGGGAAUAGCUUUAAGCCUUAGUUGGUCUCCUAAUAUUCACUGUAUGAAAACACUCUUUUUCUUACAAGUCUCUCCUCAAAAGGUCAGCACAGACUUAGGACAACCAUAAGAGUAAGAGUGAGAGGUGCUGAUUUUCCAGAUAAAUCUGGAAAUCUGUAUUUCAAAAACUGACCAGAUUUUGUAAUAUACUCCUACAUUUAUUUAUAUUUUAAUCUCUUUUUACAUGUCAUAUUAUAUUUCAUUUUAAAGUAGUUUGGAAACAAGAUGCAUUAGUCAAUAGGAUCCAUAAAUUUUGAAUCAUCGCUUAUGCCUUUCCACUGAGACAGAAAAGUCCAGGAUUUAUUUUGUAGUCAGUUUGGCAUCUCUGAAGAGUGACAUCCUCAGUGAAUCAAUGUAGAAUGUUAGUCCAUAGUACUUGAUAUACACACCUGUCUGCUUUAUUCUCGAUGUACAUAUAUGGCAACAAGUCCUUUUUUUUUAAUUAACAAAAAUUUCAUUAACUUCCUGCUGCAUAUUAUAGUAUUACCAGCUUUGAUAGUAUGAGGCACUUCAAGGCAAAGUAGGAGGUGGGGUUUAAAACUCUGGCCGUGAUUCCAAAGCAGUUUGUCUUUUUAUAUUCUAUACACUUGUAAUGUGCGCCUUGUAGUAAUGUUUACUUCUCACUAAAUCUUUGAUAUUAUGUGGGCAUGGUUUUCUCUGAGUGUUGAGCAUGUCUUUACACUCAAUGAUGCAAGAAGUUGAGAGGCGGUUUAUUUCUCUUACAAGUUGGGGAUAACAACCACCCCCCCCCCUCUUUGUACUGAUGAAGAAUUGCUCCUAUGGCUGUUUAAUUUCUGACUGUGUGUGGGCUUGCCACUUGUUAUUUAUUGUUAUUUUUGUCCUUCCUUUUCUUGUCUUGAUCUUACUUCUUCAUCUUAUCUAUAUAUAAUAUUAUUUCAUAUGUGUAUGAAUGGCUGUGGGUUGUUUUUUUGUUGGUGUUUUUUGUUUUUUUUCUCGUAAAAAUGAUGUUCCAACAAAUUUGUUCAGCUAGAUUAGUUACUCAUCACUGUGAUCACACAGACUUGUUCAGCACUAUUUCAUGUAUUGAAUUAGUGAAGGAAAACUUGUGUGUGUUAUGAUACUGCUGUAUACAUGCAUUUUCCAGCCAGACACUUUAGUGUAUAGAAACCACCAUGACAAUGAUUAUGUGCUAGAGAGAAAGGGAGUUCAUUUGGACACAAGAAUGUGAGACGGAAAGAGAUGUGUGUGUUCGUGUACGUGUGUGUGUGUUUGUGUGAUGACAAAUGAUUUUGGGGGAAUAUUAUGAAUGUCAUUUUUGUGGGUUUUCUUUGUUGUCCGUGGUUCUGAUUGUGCAUGAGAAUGUGAAGAAAGUGUGAAGAUCAGUACCAGAAGGAGGGAGUGAGUGAGUAA
Aplysia californica (California sea hare) is the source of this 10214-nucleotide messenger RNA. Its product is annotated as regulator of G-protein signaling 7. The coding region runs from base 225 to 1949 and encodes 574 amino acids. The record is from RefSeq and is a predicted model, not a curated record. Lineage: Eukaryota; Metazoa; Mollusca; Gastropoda; Aplysiida; Aplysiidae. Gene Ontology annotation, biological process: regulation of G protein-coupled receptor signaling pathway; intracellular signal transduction; G protein-coupled receptor signaling pathway. The transcript has 16 exons.